Messenger RNA from Oreochromis niloticus (Nile tilapia), 968 nucleotides. Its product is annotated as zinc finger protein 112. The record is from RefSeq and is a predicted model, not a curated record. The coding region runs from base 34 to 672 and encodes 212 amino acids. The transcript is spliced from 2 exons. NCBI's taxonomy places the organism in Eukaryota, Metazoa, Chordata, Actinopteri, Cichliformes, Cichlidae.
CGACCUGAAACUGUUUCCAGCGGUUGGAGUAACAUGUCUGCUGUUCAGCGUCUCAGAGAGUUUAUCACCGAGGAGGAGGAGGACAUGUUGGAGUCUGAGGAAGACUCUGGUGAUGAGGAGCCUCACAGAGCAGACGUCCCACAGCAGCAUGUCUGUGAGGAGGAGGAAAUCCUCACUGACCAGGAGAGGAGCUCCAGUGUGGAGCAGGAGGAACCAGAACCUCCACAGAUUAAAGAGGAACAGGAGGAACUGUGCAGCAGUCAGGAGGGAGAGCAGCUGGGACUGAAGGAGGAGACUGAUACCUUUAUGGUGACUACUGCUGAGGAAGGAGAGCACAGUGAACCAGGAGGAGACGGGGAGCAGCUCCUCUGUCACAGAUCUGCUGUAGCUGAGAGUCAGCAUCUGGAAGGAGGCAGGAGUGCAGACUCAGGACGUCUGAAAUUAGGAACAGAAGUGACAGCAGGAGGUUCCCCUACAUCAGAGAGUCGGUGUAACUCUGACAUGGGUAAAAAGCCUGUAAACUGUGAUAGUUGUGGGAAGGACAGAAUCCACACAGGUGAAGAGUGUGGGAAAAACUUCAGUUCUCGCUCUAACCUGAGCGUCCAUGUGAGAGCCCACACAGGCGAGAAGCCGGAUUCAUGUGAAACACGGAAAAAGGAGAAAUCCAUGUGAAAGGUGGACUGUUUCCAUGGCAACUUUCUGUCUGUCCUAGCCAAAGAUGCUCGUACAACCGAAACUCUCAAACUCAAGAACAGUUAAGAGAUGGGAGCGGUAUUCUGUGAAACAGAGUAAAGGUUUCAUUUAAAGCAGUGAAACAGGAAAAGCUGCCUGAGGUUUAAGUGAAGCUGCGCUUUCAGCAGUCACGUCUCUGUGCAGAUUAUUCAUAAACACAGUCUGAUUUUAUCUGUCUUUGCAUCCUUUUUUAUUUAUUUUAUGCUUCAAAUUGUGUAAUAAACAAAAUCUGAUGA